Heterobasidion irregulare TC 32-1 is the source of this 3438-nucleotide messenger RNA. RefSeq lists its product as uncharacterized. Gene Ontology annotation, biological process: protein phosphorylation; intrinsic apoptotic signaling pathway in response to endoplasmic reticulum stress; IRE1-mediated unfolded protein response. Gene Ontology annotation, molecular function: RNA endonuclease activity; protein serine/threonine kinase activity; ATP binding. NCBI's taxonomy places the organism in Eukaryota, Fungi, Basidiomycota, Agaricomycetes, Russulales, Bondarzewiaceae. Gene Ontology annotation, cellular component: IRE1-TRAF2-ASK1 complex. The transcript is spliced from 6 exons. The coding region runs from base 1 to 3438 and encodes 1145 amino acids. The record is from RefSeq and is a predicted model, not a curated record.
AUGUCACCCCUCCCUUUUCUUCAUUACUCUCUGUUCUUUAUCUCCUUAAUCCUUGCGAAAUGUCUUGCUGAGACCAUUGCAUCGAAGCGCGAGCUCAACGGAGUGUCAGCCGGUCUCAAUCAGAUCGAAACCCUACCCUUUUCGCGUUCUCUCGGAAGCACUGCCUCCGCAGACGAAAGCAAAGAUGUUUUGGAGCUUUUGGACAUCGUCUUGGUCGCUUCAGUCGACGGAAAGUUCCACGCCCUCAACAGAGGAACAGGCGAAACGCUCUGGUCGAUGCCAACUACGUUGACGGCAGACGUUGCUGGCGCUUCUGCUUCCGCCCCCACAUCACUGCAACCCCUCAUCACCACUCGACAUGCCGACUAUGAUCCCGACCUCGACGAAGAUUCGAGCACGCAGGAGACCUAUAUCAUCGAGCCUCAGUCGGGGGAUAUCUACGUAGCUUCUUCACCGUCUGGUCCUUUGCAGCGCCUUCCGUUCUCUAUGCCGCAGCUAGUCGAUAUGUCCCCAUUCAGUUUUGAGGACACAGACAGGAGGGUUUUUGUUGGCAAGAAGAAGACGUCACUGUUGCUUAUAGACCUCGAAACGGGCAAAGUGAAGGCGGCCCUAGACUCAGAAUGCCCGUGGGAUCCCUUUGAGGACUUAACCGACAAAGAUUCGAUAGACAUUGACCUGGACGAGCUUGAUGGUACAAAACCUCAUAAACCUCAACACCCGACGGAGAUCUUCAUAGGGCGAACCGACUACCAUAUCUCCAUUCAUACGCGCCCACAUCCUCCGUCUUCGCGGAAGGUUCCAGUCCAACACCUUUCUUUCUCAACAUAUGGCCCGAACAAUCAGGACCUAGAACAGCAGGCUGUGUACAGUCGUACCAGCGACGAUACCUAUAUAGACUCACUACCAAACGGGGAGAUUAUUUCCUUCAAACGACGCAAACAAGAUGACUCACUGUCCGCAAAUACUUUUGUCUGGGCUCAAAGGUUCUCAAAUCCAGUCGUUGCCAUCUUUGAUGUUGUGAAGAGCCGUAAACGCAAAGAGCCCUUCGUCCUCCUCCAACCUCGCCCUCGCCUUCAAGACGUUCUUCCCGCCCUCGAUCUUCCUGCAGCCGUCAAAUCUCGCCGUCUCCCCAAUCUUGAUGCCGCAUACGUAGGUUUGGUUGAAGAGACCGGGUCCCUCUUCGCCCUAAGCCCCGAUCAUUUUCCACUCGUUGUUUUUGGGGGCCCGUACAAUCGACGACUCAAAGCGAUCGACCCUCCGCCAGGCAUUAUGGAUACCCAUGCUGUAGACCCCGAAGCGGACCUGCAUGAACUUUGCGAAACUGGCAGCACAGACCUUCGUUGUUUGGUUGGUAUCAGGCCACUGGAAGCCAACAGCCGAUCACGUUUGGCGCGGUUACUGGAUGGCGCUCCCACAAUAGUGCAACCCCCAUCUUCGAACACCAAUUCGCAGAUGAUCAUAAGCGACGAUACCAAAGAGGAUCCCAUUCUUCCUCAUGGCGACGAUAAGACCAUCAUGCCAUCUCGUCCGUGGAUUGAUAGCGGACACUCAAUUCCACUGCUUGGAGGGUUGCCAAGUAUGCAGUCGUAUACUGCAGCGGUCCUGACUCUCAUCGUUUUUGGCGUCAUCGCAUUUUGGUCUGCUCGGUCUGUUCGGAACCGGCGUAACGAGCGCCCAUCGAAGACGGCCUCUGCAGCCAUUGACGUCGAUGUCGACACUGUCAAAGGAACACUAGCCGAGAAAGUCUCUGUUGCUACCGAUAUAUCUGACUUCUUCCCUGUUGCCGUUCCAGAGCGCCCUUCCACGCCACCCCAGCAUCCAGCUUUGCUAUCGACUGUCAAAGGAUUGAAGAUGCCAUUGGCCGACAACAAUCUAUCUCCAGAACCUAUUGAUGACCUGGGCGAUGAUGACAGCGAGAAGGAGGGGGAUGCCGCUGCUACGCCAAAUAGGCGCAAAAACGCAAGAAGGCGACGAGGCAAGAAGAAACGAGGCAAUGCAAAGGAUCUCGCUGCAGAGGAUGCGGAUGCGGAUGAAAACGAAAAGCCCGAAGACUUCUCCAACAAUCUUUCGCAACUCCUCAUCCCAAACACACCCAAGCCCAUAGCCGCUCCUUCUUUAAUUGUCUCGGAUACCGUACUUGGUUUUGGCUCUCACGGUACGGUCGUCUACCGAGGAUCAAUGCAAGGGCGUGCGGUUGCCGUCAAGCGACUUUUACAUGACUUCGUGACACUCGCAUCUCGCGAAGUGAGCUUAUUACAGGACGCCGAUGAUCAUCCGAACGUUAUCAGAUACUACUAUCAGGAAGCACAAGCAAAUUUCUUAUACAUAGCACUUGAGUUGUGUCCAGCGUCUCUCGCAGAUAUCGUCGAGCGACCUGACCAAUUCCGUGAAAUCGCUAUUGCGUUUGAGCCAAAACGUGCACUCCGACAAAUCACCUCGGGUCUUCGACAUCUGCACGCGCUCAAGAUCGUUCAUCGUGACAUCAAGCCGCAGAAUAUACUCGUUUCUAGUGCGAAGAAGGGCGUUGGGGAAUCCGCAGGACAUCGCAUGUUGAUCUCGGAUUUUGGUCUCUGCAGGAAACUCGAAAUGGACCAAACAAGCUUCUUGCCCACUGCAGGAGGGGUAUUGGGCGUUGGCACAGUCGGCUGGCGUGCACCUGAGAUCCUUCGUGGCGAAGUCAAACUCGAUGAAACCACCGGCGAGGAUUCCCAAUCCUCCAGAGAUAGCAUUGGCACGACGACGAGUACCAGUACGGCAGGCAAAUCAAAUUCGACACGCUUGACCAAGUCGGUGGAUAUCUUCGCUCUGGGGUGUCUCUUCUAUUAUACCUUGACGAACGGGGGCCACCCAUUUGGAGAUCGAUUCGAGCGGGAGGUCAAUAUCUUACGGAACGAACGAUCGCUAGUCGGGUUAGAGCAGUUUGGCGAGGAGGGAUCUGAGGCAGUGGACCUCAUUAGUGCAAUGCUGGAGCCUGAAGCGUCGGCGAGACCGGACACAACCACAUGCCUCAUGCAUCCGUAUUUCUGGGAUCCUGGACGACGACUAGCAUUUUUGCAGGACGCAUCGGACCGUUUCGAGAUAAUGUGUCGCGACCCUCGAGAUCCUGACCUUGUCCGGUUGGAAGAGAACGCUAGUAGUGUCGUUGGCCCCGAUUGGCCAUCACGUUUGGAUAAAAUCUUUGUCGAAAAUCUUGGCAAAUUCAGAAAAUAUGAUGGCCGGUCUGUUCAGGAUCUUCUCCGCGCCCUACGGAACAAGAAACACCACUACCAAGACUUGCCCGACAAUGUCAAGCGUCAUGUCGGCUCUAUGCCAGAAGGAUACCUCUCCUACUUUACCCGCCGCUUUCCCCGUCUCUUUCUCCAUGUACACUCUGUCAUUGCAAAUUCCUCACUACGCCUGGAGUCUAUGUUCCGCUCAUAUUUUGAUCUCGCUGAUUGA